AUGGUGGCCGACCGGCUGAAGCGUGUGAUCUCGACUGGCCGGUGGGACGGCGCGUUUCACAGUCUCAGCUUGUGUUUGUGCGUCCGCAUGUCGAACAGACAGACAGUGGGACUGCGAAUGCGAUUGCGUCUGCGAUUGGGACUGCGAAUGGGACCGGGAGACUGGCAGAGCGGCGACCAACUGGCCGCCACAAUCGCCGCCGACGGUUCAGCCAUUCUGCCUGUAUUUGCACUUUUCGCUACCAGUCCUACUUCCUGCACGUCUCUCACUCGUGACUGUGUGUGUGUGUGUGUUCUCUGCGAGGAGACGACACUGGCUGGGGUGGGGAGCAGUGACGUGCUGCAAAGACUGUCCAGUUGCGGAGGGGCAGACUGGCUGGACGGUCGGGGUGAGUCAAAGCGAGCCAAGCAGAUCGGACCGACAGAUGAUCCUGACACUUUUCCCAUCUACUCACUUUGA
This is a messenger RNA of Protopolystoma xenopodis, 459 nucleotides long. Lineage: Eukaryota; Metazoa; Platyhelminthes; Monogenea; Polystomatidea; Polystomatidae. The record is from the annotation of a GenBank genome assembly.